AUGAUAGCAAAACCAAGAUCUCUCAGAAACUUUUUUCUUUACAAGUGUCUGUUUGCAUUAACCUUUUGGAACCAUGUCACCCUGUCUGUGGAAAAUGAACUAUUUGCAUCUCUUUCUAGCAAUUUUCCAGAAGGUGGUUCUGACGAAAAAGUCAAGAGCCUGCCACUCCUGUAUAGAGAUAGUCAUCAGUCCAAAGCUAAUUUUGACUGGGUUGUGAUACAAAAUACUACAGAAAGCCUGUCAUUGUCAGAAAUCACAAAUAACAAUGUAAAAAAAUUAGUAGCUUUAUUAUCUAGUUUCAGGCAAGGCUCCAGGUUACAAAAUCUAACACUGACAAAUAUGUCAGUGGACUGGAAUGCUCUUAUUGAAGUUUUUCAGACUGUAUGGCACUCAUCCAUUGAAUACUUCAAUAUUAACAGUGUAAGACAAUUGUCGAACAUCGACAGAUGUAUCUUUGACUAUUCAGAUACCUCUCUGAAAGCACUGACAAUGAAGAAAUUUAUAAUCACAGAUCUGUACUUCAACCAGGAUGACCUAUACAAAAUAUUUGCAGACAUGAAUAUUGCAGCCUUGACAGUAGCUGAAUCAGAGAUGAUACAUAUGCUGUGUCCUUCAUCCGUCAGUCCCUUUAGAUACUUAGAGUUUUUAAAGAAUGAUUUAACAGAUCUUCUUUUUCAAAAAUGUGAUAAAUUAAUUCACCUAGAGACAUUAAUCUUGCAGAAGAAUAAAUUUGAAAGCCUUUCCAAGGCAAGCUUCAUGACCAGCCGUAUGAAAUCGCUGAAAUAUCUGGACAUCAGCAGCAACUUGCUGAGUCACGAUGCAGCUGGUGUGCAAUGCCAGUGGGCUGAGUCUCUGUCAGAGUUGGAUCUGUCCUCCAAUCAGUUGACGGAUUCCGUGUUUGAGUGCUUGCCAGUCAACAUUGAAAAACUCAAGCUACAAAACAAUCAGAUCAGCAGUGUCCCCAAGGGGACGGCUGAGCUGAAAUCCUUGAAAGAGCUGAACCUGGCAUCGAACAGGCUGGCCGACCUGCCGGGGUGCAGUGGAUUUGCGUCCCUGGAGUUCCUGAACACAGAGGUGAAUUUGAUCCUCACCCCAUCUGCCGACUUCUUCCAGAGCUGCCCAAGGGUCAGGGAGCUACAGGCCGGGCACAAUCCAUUCAAGUGUUCCUGUGAGCUGCAAGACUUCAUCCGUCUGGAGAGGCAGUCUGGGGGGAAGCUGUUGCUGCUGACGCUGGUGCUGGUGGCUGUCGUGGCCUUUCUGUGCAUCUACCUGGACGUGCUGUGGUACGUGCGUAUGACGUGGCAGUGGACACAGACGAAGCGGAGAGCUUGGCACAACCACCCUGAAGAGCAGGAGACGGGUCUGCAGUUUCACGCGUUCAUUUCCUACAGCGAGCGUGAUUCGUUGUGGGUGAAGAACGAGCUGAUCCCAAACCUGGAGAAGGGGGAGGGCUGCGUGCAGCUGUGCCAGCACGAGAGGAACUUUAUCCCCGGGAAGAGCAUUGUGGAGAACAUCAUUAACUGCAUCGAGAAGAGCUACAAGUCGAUCUUUGUGUUGUCUCCCAACUUUGUGCAGAGCGAGUGGUGUCACUAUGAGCUGUACUUUGCCCAUCACAAAUUAUUCAGUGAGAACUCCAACAGCUUAAUCCUCAUUUUACUGGAGCCGAUCCCUCCGUACAUUAUCCCUGCGAGGUAUCACAAGCUGAAGGCUCUCAUGGCCAAGCGAACCUACCUGGAGUGGCCAAAGGAGCGGAGCAAGCGUGCCCUUUUCUGGGCUAACCUGAGGGCGACUAUUAGCAUUAACCUGCCAUUGGCUGAUGGAAAGAGGUGUGGGGAGACCGAUUAA
Charadrius vociferus (killdeer) is the source of this 1845-nucleotide messenger RNA. Its product is annotated as toll-like receptor 6. The record is from RefSeq and is a predicted model, not a curated record. Gene Ontology annotation, biological process: inflammatory response; toll-like receptor signaling pathway; cellular response to bacterial lipopeptide. Lineage: Eukaryota; Metazoa; Chordata; Aves; Charadriiformes; Charadriidae. Gene Ontology annotation, cellular component: membrane. Gene Ontology annotation, molecular function: Toll-like receptor 2 binding; transmembrane signaling receptor activity; lipopeptide binding.